Molecule: messenger RNA, 3334 nt
Organism: Oryzias melastigma (Indian medaka)
Lineage: Eukaryota; Metazoa; Chordata; Actinopteri; Beloniformes; Adrianichthyidae
Gene: dgkab
Product: diacylglycerol kinase, alpha b
Exons: 24
Coding region: 295-2490 (731 amino acids)
Biological process (GO): lipid phosphorylation; intracellular signal transduction; diacylglycerol metabolic process
Cellular component (GO): plasma membrane
Molecular function (GO): ATP-dependent diacylglycerol kinase activity; calcium ion binding
Source: RefSeq, a predicted model, not a curated record
CUUUACGCGUGCGUGUACGCGCAGGGUGGUGCCACUAACUGUAAUUAUGUGGCAGAAAGCUCCUCCUCCGUCCAUUUUUAAUCUCUUAUAUCCGCUAAUGCUGCGGCAGACAUUUACCACAAGCAGCAGGCAGCUAACGCGGGCUAACGCGCCGGAGGUCUGAGCCGGGAUCCUGACUGCGCGUUUGGGAAUAUUCCACCGACUCCCGGGAGACUCUCGUCCCGUCGGGGAACAACCGGAACCUGCGAGCAGUCGGCCGCAGACGGAACACCUGUGCACACGCAGAGCACCAGCAUGGCCGGUUCUGGGGAUGCAGGGGGAUCUUUGACCCCCGUGGAUUUCAUCCAGCUACAAAAAUUCAUGGAAGAUAGCCCUUUGAGAGUUAAAGAUGUGAUCAAGGAGUUUCGUCCAGGUGGCGGUCAGUCCAAGUACUGUUCUGGAGAAUACAUCGAUUUGGACGGCUUUUGUCACUUCCUGGAGACCUACCUGUGGAAUAACUCUAGAGACUCCUGCGAGCAGAAAGACUCCUGCGAGCGGAAAGAGUUCUGCAAGCGGCUUUUUCACUAUUUUCAGCACGCAGAGCAUAAUGGCUCCACAAAAGGUGAGAUGCCCAAAGGAGAUGGAGUGUUUCUGCGCGAUGUAUCCUGUUACUUCUCUGUUCUGGAGGAAGCACAGCCACGAGAGAAGCUUGAAUUUACGUUCAAACUCUAUGAUGCAGAUGGGAAUGGACUCUUGGACAGUUCUGAAGUGGACCGUAUAAUCACCCAGAUGAUGAGAGCUGCAGAUUACCUGGGAUGGGACGUGACUGAACUCAGACCAGUGCUGAAAGACAUGAUGACUGCCAUCGACGUGGACAGCAGUGGGACUGUCUCUCUGGAGGAGUGGGUGAAAGGAGGCAUGAACAAUGUGCCUUUACUUGUGCUGCUUGGCUUAAAGAUGAUCGAGAAGGACGGGCAGCACAUGUGGAGGAUGAAGCAUUUUAACAAACCGACCUACUGUAGCGUGUGCACCAACAUGCUGCUCGGCCUCGGGAAGCAAGGACUCUGCUGCAUCUGCUGCGCCUAUAUUGUCCACAGCCAGUGUGCCAACAAGAAAUUAGAACCCUGCGCGCGCACGUUUGUGGAAUCCAAGCAAGAAAUUGGAAAAGCCCGUCAUGACUGGAUCAAAGCUGACUGCAACAACAGCAAGUGUCAGGUUUGCUUCAAGAAGAUCAAAACUCUCGCUGGGAAGCGUUGCGUGUGGUGUCAGGAGAUGCGUCAUGACGACUGUGUUGUGCCGGGCCUUCCCAAAUGUGAUUGUGGGCCUCUGAAAGAUCACAUUCUGCCUCCAUGGGCCAUUUAUGCCGUCUCAAAGGAGGAGGACAGCUGCCUGUUGAACGUCACUCCUGAUGGCCACAUUCUGCAGAUUGCUCAAAUUUCUGACACACACCCUCUGCUGGUGUUUGUGAACCCUAGAAGUGGAGGGAAGCAGGGGGAACGAGUCCUUAGAAAGUUUCAGGGGCUUUUAAACCCCCGUCAAGUUUACAACCUGUCCAAUGGAGGUCCAACCCCCGGGUUGCACUUUUUCCGCACUCUGAAUCAGUACAGGAUCCUGGUGUGUGGGGGGGACGGCACAGUCGGCUGGCUCCUGGAUGCCAUAGACAGAGCAAACCUGCAGGUUCAUCCUCCGGUGGCUGUUCUCCCUCUGGGAACAGGGAACGACCUGGCCCGCUGUUUACGCUGGGGGGGAGGCUAUGAGGGCUCUGAUCUGAGAGACAUCCUGAAGUACAUCGAGGUAAGCGAGGUGAUCCCUGUGGACCGCUGGAGCAUCCGGGUGAUACCAAACGACCCUCAGGAGGCAGGAGACCCUGUACCCCAAGAAAUUAUCAACAACUACUUCUCCAUUGGUGUUGAUGCUUCUAUUGCUCAUCGUUUUCACUCCAUGAGAGAGAAACAUCCCCAGAGGUUUAACAGCAGAAUGAAGAACAAACUGUGGUAUUUUGAGUUUGCCACUUCUGAGACCAUUUCUGCCUCCUGCAAGAAGCUCAACGAGAGUCUCGUCAUUGAGUGCUGCGGAAGGCGUUUAGAUCUGAGCGGCGUGACUUUAGAGGGCAUAGCCGUCCUCAACAUACCCAGCAUACACGGAGGCUCCAACCUUUGGGGAGAAUCUAAGAAACCUGAUGGCGUGUCAGAGGUCGGGCAAAGCGAGGUCAUCACUGACCCAGAACUCCUUAAAGCCGUCACUCAAGAUAUGAGCGACAAGCGUUUUGAAGUAGUGGGUCUGGAAGGAGCCAUGGAAAUGGGUCAGAUCUAUACUGGACUGAAGAGAACGGGGCACAGACUGGCACAGGCCUCCCAGAUCACCAUCAGAACAAGCAAACCUUUGCCCAUGCAGAUCGACGGGGAACCCUGGAUGCAGCCUCCAUGUACAAUCCACAUAACUCACAAGUAUCAAGCUAACAUGCUAAUGGCUCCAGCCACCAAACCGUCAGGCUUCUUCCAUCUGAAGUGAAGGUUCUACGGCAUCUUCCAGCCCACAGAGUCACAGCCGAGUCUUUUAAUGUUCAUCGCUGAAUGUGAGUCUUUGUUUUACUGUGUACGUCUUUAGCUUUGAGUCUAUUUUAAAAUGUUUGCUUACAUUUCUACUGUAAAAGAGGCAAAUGUACCCCUGACAUCCAGCAUUCAACAACACAAAAUCUCUUAGAUUUUUGAUGUGACAUUUGUUUCCAGUCAUUGCACUGUUAGCAACUAACUUUGCAGAUUUUUUUCUUAUCUUGUCAGUAGAAAAGGAGCCAAGUCUUUAUUAGUUUUUAAAUACUUAAAUAUACAGUAAGUAUUUUUAAAUGUUAAAAAUAUUUUCCAAAAAGAGAUUUACAAAUAUACAUUUUACAGAAACAAAUAUUUUUCUAAAUAGUAAAUCUAUUAGAAUGAAGUUAAAUAUUUACGUUUUAUUACAAUUUUAAUCUACAAAAACUGUCAAGUCUGAUUUGUGUGCCAACGUAAUGUGAUGUGAAUCUGCUUGGUAACAAAUGAGAAGAAAAUGUUGUGUUUUUAAAGUAUAUUAAUGUAGAACAUGGGUGUACUAAUGACAUUUGUUGUUGUGAAGCUUUUUGUGUGCAUUUUGUUUAUUGUGUGUUUAAUUCAACUUGUAACCAAGUGGCUUUGUGUGAUCUCCACACCUGCUCUGAGCAUUGUCCCGUCUUGUGACUGCAGGAAUUCAUUCAUCUAGUUCAAAAGGUGCAUGGUAAAUCCAAAUUUAUUUUAUUUUAUUUUACUGAAAUUUUACUUUAUUUUAUUACAAUUUAUUUCAUGUUAUUGUUUAAUUUGGUUCUAUUUUUUAUUUUGUUUGAUUUAUU